Molecule: messenger RNA, 988 nt
Organism: Gaeumannomyces tritici R3-111a-1
Lineage: Eukaryota; Fungi; Ascomycota; Sordariomycetes; Magnaporthales; Magnaporthaceae
Product: 3-hydroxyacyl-CoA dehydrogenase type-2
Exons: 3
Coding region: 47-877 (276 amino acids)
Source: RefSeq, a predicted model, not a curated record
AAAAAAAAAAAAAAAGAAGGAAACCGUAAAUUGAACACCCGAAACCAUGAAAAUCCAAGGUCGCACAUUCGUCAUAUCAGGCGGCGCCUCGGGCCUGGGACGCGCCUGCGCCGUCGACCUGGCCACCCACGGCGCCAACGUCGCCGUGCUGGACCUGAACGCCGACAACGGCGCCGCCCUCGUGCGGGAGCUCGGCCCCGAGAGGGCCCACUUCUUCGAGGUCGACGUGACCGACUCCGACUCCAUCGCCGCCGCCGUGGCCGGCUCCGUCGCGUGGGCCGCCGAGGCGGCAAAACCCCUGGGCGGCGUCAUCCCCGCCGCCGGCGUCGGCUUCCCAGGUCUGAUCAUCGACGGCAAAAGCAACCCCCUGUCGCUCGACACCUUCGACGCCGUCGUCGCCAUCAACCUCCGCGGCACCGUCGACCUGGUCCGCCAGGUCCUCCCGCACCUGACCUCGUCGUCGCCUCCGCAAGCAGCCAGCGGGGAUGGCGGCAGCGGCCCCGACCCCGACCCCGACGGCGAGCGCGGCGUCGUCGUCAUGGUCUCGUCGGCCGCCGCCUUCGACGGCCAGAUGGGCCAGGUCGCCUACGCCGCCUCCAAGGGCGCCGUCGCCUCGGCCGCCCUGCCCAUGGCCCGCGACCUGUCCCGCCACGGCGUCCGCGUCGCCGUCGUCGCCCCGGGCGUCUUCGAGACCGCCAUGACCGCCCAGAUGUCGGACAAGGUCCGCAAGGGGCUCGAGCGCGCCAUGGAGUUCCCCAAGAGGGGCGGCAGGCCCGAAGAGUUCGCCGGUCUCGUGAGGCACAUCAUCGAAAACUCGAUGCUCAACGGCGUUGUCGUCAGGUUGGACGGCGCCGCGAGGAUGCCCAGUCGGCUGUAAACCUGCUCCCGACAUCCCCCCAUCUCGACCUUGUCAUGUGGCGUGAGGACGGAGGUAUCCGGUCUGAUAGCUCAAUUACUCAUUAUAAAUACCAUAAAGCGUUGCCUCGGA